AUGGGGCAAGAACAUCCUUGGUGGGGAAAUUUUGGUGGUCCAAAACAAAAAGGUAUUGUCACCUAUUCACUAUCACCUUAUCAACAACGACCUUUUGCAAAUGUGUUUAAAGAAGGAGUAUUUAACGUUUAUAGAAGAACUAAAGCUCAAAUAUUUUACGUUGGUGUUCCUAUUUCAAUUGGUUAUUUAAUUUAUGAUUACCAUAAGAAAAGACAUGAAUAUUUGUAUUCAAAAGCUGAAUAA
Entrophospora candida is the source of this 243-nucleotide messenger RNA. NCBI's taxonomy places the organism in Eukaryota, Fungi, Glomeromycota, Glomeromycetes, Entrophosporales, Entrophosporaceae. The record is from the annotation of a GenBank genome assembly.